Molecule: messenger RNA, 1641 nt
Organism: Indicator indicator
Lineage: Eukaryota; Metazoa; Chordata; Aves; Piciformes; Indicatoridae
Gene: GASK1B
Product: golgi associated kinase 1B
Exons: 4
Coding region: 1-1641 (546 amino acids)
Cellular component (GO): Golgi apparatus
Source: RefSeq, a predicted model, not a curated record
AUGCUGUUUUCAUUAUGUGGAUUCACUAGAGAAAUGACUACCUUUGAUCAGCCAAGUAAAAUAAAAAACUUGUUUGUUUGCUGCCUGUGCCCCUCACGGGUGCUGAGGAUUUGGACUUGCAGGCGGCCAAGGACAAGGAGGAAUCUGCUAGUGGGCACUGUGUGUGUGAUCUACCUGGGAUUCCUCAUCAGUCAAGUGGGUCAUGUUUUACCCCAGCACAGAGGAAGACACCAAAAGAUAAGUUCCAGAAGUCUCCAAGAUGCAGCCCAAACUCCUUUUCUGGGCAUCCCACUGGAUGGCACCCUGUCACCACCCAAUUUCCAGGAACCCCAGCUUGGUAACAAUGGGACCUUGCUGCCACCCAAUGUAGUUUAUAUCACCCUGCGAUCCAAGCGCAGCAAGCCUGCCAAUAUCAGAGGUACAGUGAAGCCAAAGCGCAGGAAGAAACAUGCAACCCCUUUGUCUUACAGGCAGCACUUUCCAAAAGCCACUUUUACAGGCUGGGAAGAGUCCUUUGCCCAACAGGCUGGGCGGGCCACACAUGCUGUGGGCACAAGGGAAGCAGCAAUAGCUCUGGAGGUGAGAAAGCAGCAGCUGGAUGAACACAGACAAAAUGGAAUGGCAAUCAGGGAGAGGGGACACUGGAGACCUGAGGGGAUUCCUAUAAAGGUGCAGCCUCUACCUGAGGAGAGCAAUAUCAGGAUUUACAGUGAGAGCUCUCCCUCAUGGCUGAGCAGAGAUGACAUCCAAAACAUGCGCAUGCUGGCAGAUUCUCAGAUAGAGAGCAUCCAAGAAGUACCUUCUCACAAAGCAGUCCUGGUAGUAUUUGCCAGAGGUCCCAGCACCAGAGGAACUGCUUGUAAUCAGAGACACUGUGGCAUCAUCAAAAGACCCCUCGACAUGAGUGAAGUGUUUGCCUUUCAUUUGGAUAGGAUCUUGGGGCUAAACAGGAGCUUACCUUCUGUAAGCAGGAGAUUGGAGUUCUUCCAAGAUGGUCAAGCCUGUCCUGUUAUUCUCUGGGAUUCCUCACUGAGUCCAACAGAUAAUAACACCCACUCUUCAGUGAGAUUAACCUGGGGGCAGUAUCAGCAGCUAUUGAAGCAGAAGUGCUGGCAGAAUGGUAAAGUUCCCAAAGCUGAGUGGGGCUGUACUGAGGUCCAUCAUCAUGAGUGGUCCAAGAUGGCACUCUUUGAUUUUCUUCUGCAGAUCUACAAUCGGCUAGACAGAAACUGCUGUGGAUUCAAACCUCUCAAGGAAGAUUCCUGCAUGCAGCAAGGACUGAAGCUGAGAUGUAGUGAUCAGGAUGCUGUUGAACUGACACACAUAGUUCAGAGAAGGCAUGACCGAAGGCACUUAGCCUUUAUAGACAAUAAGGGUUUCUUUGACAGAAACGAAGACAAUCUUGACUUCAAAAUACUGCAAGGAAUCAAUGAAUUCCCUGAGUCUGCAAUUUCGGUGCUGAGAAGCCAGCAUUUACGUGAGAAGUUGCUUCAGUCUUUGUUCCUCGACAAAAUAUACUGGGAGAGCCAAGGAGGCAGAAAAGGAAUUGAAAAACUUAUUGAUGUAAUAGAGAGGAGAUCAAAAAUUCUUCUCACUUAUAUAAAUGCACAUGGAGCCAAAGUGUUGCCCAUGAAUGAGUGA